GGCUCCGUAGAGUCACGCGACGACCGUUGAGGGAGCCUGGUUUGGCACGCACGAACAGUUAUUUUCUAAACAUGGACGCGUCAUCGGUUCUUCUGGCCAUAGCCUGUCUUUGCGUCGCAAUUUCCAGUGGUGUCUUCGGGCAGACUCCCACGUCCUGUGAAUCAGACGCGGAUUGUAUUCGAGGCCAAAGAUGUGUGCUGCACGGCAACUUCUCUCAAAGUGCUAACUGCGAGACGUACCACACGUGUAUUCCUGUCGCUAACGACGGUUGCACGUGCAAUCCUGGGUAUGCGUGCUACAUGAAAUUUUGCAUUCAAGCUCCUUUCGAAUGCUUGGUGCUUGAGGACCUGAAUUCACGCUGUGGUGGCUCCGAAGGUCCCAAGUGCUCGUCAAACGAAGUGUGCGGCUACAGGAGAACGUUCCUGAGUUGCAUCAAGUGUCCCUGCUACGGCACGCACGAAGCUGUCUGUGUGCCCAGAGAUCCUGAAAACACCUGUCACCGCGACAGCAUGGUCCAGGUGGAAAGAGACGGAACCUCGGGCUACGUCUGUAAGGGUUGUGCUUCGCCUGCCUCGGUACUGACUGCCCGGAAUCGCCCUUCUUGCAAAUGAUCUUUGCAAUAGAAGAACGAGAUUACAAGUCAUUCCUCGUUUUAGUUUGGCACUAUCAUUAUUUUUGUUUUGUUUUGUUCUGUAGUCAUUAAAUAAAGAUGCGGAUGUACCCGGACGAGGUAAAUGCUG
Messenger RNA from Ixodes scapularis (black-legged tick), 740 nucleotides. RefSeq lists its product as uncharacterized. The record is from RefSeq and is a predicted model, not a curated record. The transcript is spliced from 8 exons. Bases 72 to 611 code for a protein of 179 amino acids. NCBI's taxonomy places the organism in Eukaryota, Metazoa, Arthropoda, Arachnida, Ixodida, Ixodidae.